AUGCUUGUUGUCUUGCUUCAAUUUAGCAUCGCCUACUAUCUCAAGGACACCAGUCCCCUGAGCUACAAGUUCUUGGCUCUGGCGUACGUUAUCGGCGGCACUUGCAACCAGAACUGUUUCCUUUGCAUCCACGAGCUAUCUCACAACUUGGGAUUCAAGAAACCACUACAUAACAGGCUCUUUUCCAUAGUGACGAAUCUGCCAAUCGGAAUCCCCUACAGUGCUUCUUUCCAGCCCUACCACCAGCUGCACCAUAAAUUUCUCGGAGAUGAGAUUUAUGACACAGACAUCCCUACUCGGCUGGAGGCCAUUGUUCUGUCCAACAUUCUUGGCAAGGCAUUCUUUGCCACAUUCCAAAUUCUGUUUUACGCUUUGAGACCGAUGUUCAUCACCCAGGUGAAAUUUACUCUGGUCCACCUGCUAAAUGUUAUCGUGCAGGUUUUUGUUGAUCUCCUAGUGGUGAAAUAUUGGUCUGCAAACUCAUUAUGGUACUUUAUUAUGUCUUCAUUUUUCGCCGGAUCGCUGCACCCAACAGCUGGACACUUCGUGUCGGAGCACUACAUUUUUGACCCACCUAAAAACUACAAAAAAUACGUGGAUGUCCCCCCUCUGGAAACAUAUUCCUACUACGGGCUCCUCAAUUUGGUGACGUGGAACGUCGGCUAUCACAACGAGCACCACGACUUCCCAUUUGUUGCGUGGAGUAGGCUCCCGCAGCUAAAAAAAAUAGCUGCCGAGUUUUAUGAGCCGCUACCGCAUCACAAGUCCUGGACGUGGACGAUCGUCGACUUCAUCUUCAACUACGACGUCACGAUGUUCAACAGGGUCAAAAGAGAUACCGCCGGAAUUUCAGAAAGACGAAAAAUUGACUACAACGACAAUUCCAAAUAA
Ogataea parapolymorpha DL-1 is the source of this 891-nucleotide messenger RNA. RefSeq names its product Dihydroceramide delta(4)-desaturase. Gene Ontology annotation, molecular function: sphingolipid delta-4 desaturase activity. The record is from RefSeq and is a predicted model, not a curated record. Bases 1 to 891 code for a protein of 296 amino acids. Gene Ontology annotation, biological process: ceramide biosynthetic process. The transcript has a single exon. Lineage: Eukaryota; Fungi; Ascomycota; Pichiomycetes; Pichiales; Pichiaceae.